Cinara cedri is the source of this 7345-nucleotide messenger RNA. The record is from the annotation of a GenBank genome assembly. Lineage: Eukaryota; Metazoa; Arthropoda; Insecta; Hemiptera; Aphididae.
CCUCGCUCGGCGCACGGAGCGACGGGGUAAUGUGUUAUCGCAAUAAUCGUAUCGCCGUGACGCACUACGCCGGACAGUAAUAAUAUUAUUGGGACGACGUUCGCGCGUACAAACAGCUCCCGUGAUAUUUGUCUCGUGACGGGCGGCGAAACGCGGACCUUACGUUGCUCCCCGCCCGUCGACCGGGGCUCGUCUAAUCGGUGUAGUACCCGCCUAGUACGUAUACACACACACACACACACACACACAGAGAUUACGAUAACCGGCCGGGCGUACGUACGCGAACACGCGAGACUUGAACGUCCGCGUACCGCCGCGGCGACUCAUCAUCGCGGGCAGUUCGGACGGCCGACGCUCCACACUCGUCAUCGCGCAGCGUCGCGUUACGGACCGCAGUAACCGCCGUCGUCUGCGUCUGCCGCCGUGAUUAUUAACGAUACGUCCGCAAUGGCCGUCGAUUGGAGCGCGACUUCCUGGCCGGCGGCGGUCUUCCAUCCGUCCGUGGCCCUCGCGGCCGCCGUCGCCGCCGCCGCCGUCCUACUGGGUUACGCGUACUCGACGUACCACCACGGCAAGUGGAGGCGUCUUGGCGUGCCGCACGCCGGCGGGCCGACGCCGUUGCUCGGCCAUCUGACCGACGUCGUCAUGGGGCGCGUGCCGCUCGUCCAUCUGGUGCACGCGCUUUACGGCCAGUUCGACGGGUGCCGGUAUUUCGGGAUUUACGAGGCGCGCAAGCCGGUGCUGGUGGUCCGCGACCCCGGGCUGGUGCACAGCGUCAUGGUCGGAAGCUUUGCGCAUUUUUACGACCGGAACGCCAGCAAGGUGUCGUUCAAGCACGACAAGCUGUUCGAUCACAUAGCGAACCUCCGGGGCGAACAUUGGAAAGCGGUCAGGGCCAAACUCAGCCCCACGUUCUCGUCCGCCAAGCUCAAGUCCAUGAUGGGCGACAUGAACGAGUGCACGGAACGGUUGAUCGACAACCUGAACGGACAGAUAACGACCAAUAACGGUGUGUGUGUGUGUGUGUGUGUGUGUGUGUGUAUUAUAUCCGUAGUUAUUCGUUUAUAGAUCGUAUUGAGGAUUAUGAACUGCGCGCGGUAGCCAAACACUUGUCUAGAAACUGGAUAGAAAUACUUUGUAUUUAGAAAAAAAUAACGAUAAUAAUUGAUAAUCGCUUUCCGGCGGAAUUAAUACCGUACAAUCACAUUAUAAUGGGUACAUACUAAAAUAUAUUUUAAUUUUCGUAUCGUUCGAUAAAAUAAGCGUACAAAAUAUGCAUAAUAUCGUUUAUGUAAACAUUUUGUAUUGGAAACAACGAAUUUGCGGAAAAUCGAACUUCGGUGUUUUGUAUAAUGAGCAAAUAUUACGUGUACCCGAUUUCCAACUGAAACAGAAGACGACCUCGAAUUUGUUUCAGUAAUAGUCCGAUUUCCUCAAUCGAGCGCACUUGAUUGAUAUUUUCAAACAUUAAAUGUAAUUAGUACAAUUAUUUGUAUAAGUACGCCAUACAUAAAUAACGUUUUGAAAAAUCGUACGGAUGAAAAAAAAAAAUAAAAUAAACAAAAUGUAAUUAUUUGAAUAGCCUUGAAUUUUUUCAAGUGAUUACGUUCAAUACCUACACCAUACCCACCUACGAUAAUAUUAUUUGCGCACCUAUUCAUCUUUGUAUUUCUUUGUGUUUAUACGAUAGUAUAUCUGAACUAUAAUGUUUAAAAAGUUGAAAGAAAACAUUUUUCAAUAAAUUAAAAAAAAAAAAAAAUAAUAAAUAAUUUAUCCGAGGUGUUAAUCGAUAACAUAUUCGAUUUAGAUAUGGGCAUCGAUAAUAAGAUAAACAUCAUUUUCAGACAUUCAAAAAUACCCAUCUAGUCUUUAUAUAUAAAUAACUAAUCAAAUAAAUUAAUAAUCGAUUUUUGAACUAGUGAAAUUCAAAAUUGUAUGUACGUGCGUACAGUUUUCUCGUUUUGUUUAUAGAAUCGAAAAUAAAGAUAUUAUUGUCUUGAGCGUUUUCGAUAACAGUACUUAAUCACAGAUUUUGUUUUACAGGAGUUGUUGAUGUGAACGAAGCGUCGGCUCAGUUCACAACCGACACUAUUGGCCGUUGUGCUUUUGGACUUGAAUGCAACGCAUUAUCAAAUCCGGAUUCAGAAUUUCGACGUACCGGACGAGAUAUAUUUAUACCGACGCGUAGAUCAGCAAUACUAAAUUUCAUCAGACUUGUUGAUUUCGGUUGGCUUCUCGAUGUAUUUAGGUUGUGUGAUUUGCCCGACCAUAUUUAUGAAUUCUUCGGCAACGUACUAGAAACCACUAUGGAACAACAUAAAACUGGACAAAAUAAUCGUAACGAUUUUAUUUCACUUUUGGUCAAAUUAAAAGACGAUGAACAAGUAAACAAGGACGGAACAAGUAAAUAUUUAGUAAAUAGUAGUUUUGAAAUUUGUUUACAGUUUAGUUUACAGUUGGUAUCUGUAAUUAUAUAACAGUAGGUAAACUAGGUAAACAUAUUAUCGUAGAACAAGGUGUGCGUGAAAAAGUAACAAGUUUACGGCUUUACAAGUUUAAUAUUUAAAAUUCCACGAAUUUGAUUUACAACAAAAACUAGACUAUAGUCUGUGAACGAUAAUAAUGCGGGAUGGCUACUACUGUGAAUCUCGGUGACUUCACUGAGUUCCCACGAAUUUGCAACUACAUUGCCUAUAUUCCUAUUUUUUUUUUAUACCGAUUCCCCCCAAACUAUCUAGAACAAAAUGUAUCAGUUGCCCUUAUAUGUAAAUAUAUGCACGAUAACAAUAUAUAGCCCGUAAAAUAGGAAAGGUAAAUGUACAAAUAAUCAAUAAAAUAUAAAAUUAUUUAAAAUUUAAUAAUUUUUUUACAACUUUUUACAAUGCACUGUGUCAAAAAUGGACAUUAUAUUCCAUUAGUGUUUUCAUUAUUAUCUAAUAUGUUGAAAUAAAAAUGCUCUGGCUUUGAACUUGAAUCAAUCCGUCAAUUGUAUCCCAAUUCGAAUUAAGUAUCCAUGUAGCUUCUAAAGUUUAAAAAAGUCAGUACCGAAAAUUUUAUAAAAUCUGUAAGUAAUUAUCAUUACAAAACAUAAUAUAUUUAAUUUUUUAAAUUUUUUUUUUCACAAAUUAUAAUUAUAAUUAUAAAUACGAAUUAAUAUAUAUUAUUGUAAGCAUAUGAAUUGUUUUCUAUCAUUUUAUACUCUUUUUUUAUGAAGUGCAUUUUUAAUAUGCAAUAUUUAUCUCCCUUAUUUUACGGGCUAUAUAUUGUAAUCCCGUAUAUAUUAACAUGUGAUGGCAAUUGGUACAUUCGGUUUGGGACAACUGGUGCAUUUGGUUAGGGGCAACUGAUACAUUUUUAAAAUCCCGAUAACAGCCGUUGGGGGCACACCCAAAUUCUUGUCUUCAUUAUUUGGUACUGGAUUACACUAUACACUGUAUGCCUGAAAAAUUCCCAAACUAAAUUAAAUAAAAACACAGAUUCAUUCGAAUUUAUUCAACUGGUUACACAAAGUCCUUGUCUAGUUAUUCACUCGUUACAGCAUCGGUAAAGCCGUUGUUUAAACGCCUUGGAUAGUUCAUUUUUGUGGAAUUGCCUUUAACUGCUCUGAACAAGGUCUUUGAAUCGCCGGAAUGUCUUAAAAAAAGUGACCUUUCAUCUUCAACUUGAGCUUUGGAAAUAAAAAUAAUCUGCAGGAGCCAAAUCGGAUUCAAUGAAGUCUCUGCUGCAAGAAAUGCGUCUGUUUUUGUUCAACGGUUAAAAAAUGUGGAACAAAACGAAGACAAAUCUUUCAACAGUUCAUUUUUUCUUUUAAAAUUGUACGUACUGUGUCUUUACCGACAUUAGGCUUUUCUGAUAUGAUCCGAAGGAUAAGAUGAGAUUGUUCGAGCAGCAGCGCACGCACUUUCGAACCAUUUUCGUCGUGAACUGUUAUUGAUGGCCUUCCACUUCGUUCAUCGUCAUCACUCAAAGACUCUAACGUUUUUAAAUCGCUUCCAAUAACGUUGUAGUACGAGAUGUGCCUUCAUCGCCGAAUGUUUGUUGUAUCAUAGAAUAAGUAUCCGUAAACCAUUUUUGAAGUCGAACGCAAUAUUGUUUUGCACUUCUUUGUUCCAUGUUGCAAGCUCGUACAAGGUACUCGGAACAUAUACCGUAAACAAUUGAAUAUAAUAUGGGAUUGAAGAAACCAGACAUGCUGAUAUUUUGUACAGAUACUCGUUAAGAAUUUUUUACUAUAUGAUGUAUUUUUUAUAUGAGAUAUAACGCUAUUUAGUUCAGGAACUUUUCAGAUAUACUGUAUAUGAUAUAUAUAAUAGAAUAAAAAAUUCACAUUAGUUCAUGUAUUAAAAAUAAUAACUGAUAGGGAAAUAAGGGAGUGAUAAGUAUUUUGACUUAACAAAAAUUAGAUAAAAAAUGAAGAGUUCCCCCCGAACAUUUUUUUUGGCUAUGGUACUAAUGAAAACUUUCUUAUCAUUAAGUUUGUAUAACAAGUCAGCUUAAUAAAAUAUGUCGGGUAUUCGAGCCAUUGUGCGAAAUCGGUGGCGUAGCGAGCUGUCCUCCGAACCCGCAUCUUUGCAACUUCUUAUUUAAUAAUGAUUUCAAAAAAGUUUUGAUUAUACUAAUGGCCAAAGCAUGAAAAAUAUACAUUUGGAAAAAAAACAUUUUUAUAAAAUUCAAUUUUAACUGAGAAAUAUACGUAACGGAAAACUGAACUUUUUUUUUACGUAGUAAUGUACUCGCAAAAUCACACAUUUUGAAUGAAAAAAAGUCAUUAAGUAUGCUAAACUAGAACUAUUUUAUUCUAUUGAAUGCAUUGCAUUAUAUAGCAUGAUGUAUAGAUAUAAAUAGUAAAAUUAAAUUUAUGUACACAUGCAUAGAUAUCUGUGGAAACAUAUAAUUCUAUUUUAUAUCAUAUUUCAGAACUAUUUACUGAUGAGAUAUUAGCUGCGAAUUCAUUUGUAUUCUUUGUUGCUGGUUUCGAAACUACAGCUUCGAUUCUAAGUUAUUGUCUUUACGAGUUAGCCAUUAAUCCGGAAAUUCAAAUCAAAUUGCGAGAAAUAAUCAAAGAAAAACAUGAUGAAAACGAAGGAAAACUCUCUUACGAUAUGCUAAAAGAAUUGAAAUACUUGGAUAUGGUGAUAAAUGGUUAGUGUAGCUUUCUAAAACAUGCAUACCUAAUACGGUUUUAUUUCAAAUAUUAUAAUAAUAUAUUUAUAACUUUUAUAAACUACCGUAGAAACGUUUCGAUUGCAUCCACCGGUUCCCAUUUUAAGCCGUGUGUGUACUAAGAAGUACUCAAUACCGGACAGCGACUUAACUUUAAAUAUCGGCGAGAAGUUGUUGAUUCCCACAUAUUCAUUACACAACGAUCCAAAGUAUUAUCCGAAUCCAGAAAUUUUCGAUCCCGAACGAUUUACCGACGAGAAUAAAGCUUUAAGGCCACACGGCACGUUUCUUCCGUUUGGCGAUGGCCCUAGGAUAUGUAUUGGUAAAUAAAUUUGAUUUUGAGUAGGUACUAUACCUAAAUAUAAAAAAUAAUAUUAAUUUUAAACGUUGAGGUUAGGUGUAGCUAUAUUAUAUUAUAUAAUAUUAUUCAUGUUUAUUUAAUAUCGUUACAGGUAUGCGAUUCGCAUUGAUGGAAGUCAAAAUAGGACUAGCGGAAAUCAUAUCGAAAUUUGAAGUAAGGCCAUCCAAGAAAACACAAUCUCCGAUCAAAAUAAGACCGAGAUCCGUAUUUCUCACACCCAAUGAUCCGAUCAUUUUGACUUUCGAAAAAAUUGAAUGAUUAUAUUAUAUUUAUUUAAGUACCCAUUGGUGGGCCGAAAAACUCAAAUUCGACUCAGUUUCGUCAACAUAUUAAGAGGUGGUGGACGGUGGUUGCAUGGUGUCGGGUAGGCUUGGAUAGUAGGAUUAUUAAUAUUAAUAGUGUGCGUAUCUAAUAUUCUAAUAUUCAGGUUAUUAUCGGUUAUCAUAAUAGCAUUGAACGUGUGCGAUUUUAUCAUACACCUAUAUACUAUAAUACUACAUUAUAGUGUAUCUGCCUUCAGAAGACUUAAUAUCUACGUAUGCAUUUUUUUUAUCCGUGUUCUCAAGGUAACAAAAACAAUUAACACAGCUAAUUUGAUGUAUUUUAAAAUGUAAAAACUGAUCGCCACCGCAGUAACGUAAGAAAUCUAAUAUUUUUAGACAAAAUGUAAUCUAUUACGUUCUUUGUCAGGAUGCAAUCUAUCUCCUUGGCCCUUGUCAAAUUUUAUCGAAUUCUGACGCGAAUAGGUGUGAAAAGAAAUACACAUACAAAUUUAUACAUUUACCUGUGUAAUAUAAGUAUGAAUUUAAUUUUAUCAUGAGCCAUUUGGAAACUGUGUAUGCGUGUGAGGGUAGAGAUAAGAUGGCGGUGGUGGUAAUACUUAACUAUGAGAUUACGUCGUUAAAAAAUUAAGUUCAAUCCGCCAACUGCAGGUACUUACAGUUAUAUUAUAUUAUGUAGUUAUAAUUUCUGUAAUUGUUUUUAUAUAGCGAACUAUAAUGUAAGAUAUUGUAACCGUACGUUGUUUUUUCAAUGGUUGUAAUUUUAUAACUCUGUCCGUGUUUUAACCACAGUAUAACGAUUUCGUAGAAGGCCAGAUAUCUAUAAUUAUAUACUAUUUUAUGUUCAACUGGUGUUUAACUUCACAUAAUUAUCCCCAUCAAUCUUAUGUCCUAAAUAAAUAUUAAAUUUGUAUUAUUUUUAUUACAAUUAUUAUUAUUGCAACUAUCCGUUUAUACAGUUCUAUACUAUCGUAAUUAUAUACAAAACAAUUAAAAACAGCUUUAUUGAUUUUUAAACGGUUUAUUUUAAAAUAACAAAUACGUGUUAUUAAUCAAAUAUUAGUCCAGAAUACCGGGCUAGGAUUUUAUAGCACCGAAAAUAACUGAAAUAUCUGCUAUAAUAUGGCUUAACAAAUCUUAAAAUAAACGUUUUACUAUGACUUAAAAAGUCUUAAAAUAAGCUAUAAUGUGCCAUAAAAACAUAAAAAAAUAGUGAAAAGAGAAUGUAUUUUUUUUUCAGUUUUUAAUUUUUUUAAAUAUAUAAAUAUAACCGAUAAAAAGUCAUAAAUGUAGACCGUUCGACGGAUCAGUACGUCAGGAUAUUUAAAAAUAAAUUAUAACAUUAAACGAAAAUGUAAAUAUUUUUCUUAUGGAAUCACAUAAAUAACAGAUUUUAUCUACUAUUUAUAAAAAAAUAAAAUAAAUCAUUAUAUUAUUAUGCAUAUUAGCAAAAAAUGAGCUGCAAAAAUCGAAAAAUGUUCUCUUGUUAUAAUUUUAUGAUUGCAUAGGUUUUUAAUGAAUAAUGUAUUCAUUUGAUUCU